GACCUCGGCGAUAUCUUCAGAGGCUACCACAUUAUGUCGUCCAAGAUCCUGCGUGAUAGCAUGGGCAACAGUCGUGGUGUUGGCUUCGCUCGGUAUGUGACUCCUGACCACUCUCGAGGGCCGUAUGUUAAUUGGCCCAGUUUCGAAUCCCGCGAUGUUUGUGAUGUCGUCAUUAAGCAGUUCAACGGCAUUCCCAUCGGCGAGGAGGGCAUGGUGAUGAACAUUCGCUAUGCUGACACUGCUGGUCAGAAGGAACUGAAGCGGGUCACUGCUGAGCGUCGCCAGUUCCGUACCAAUGAGUACAACAUCGGCGCCUACGGCACUCCUCUUGUUGGCAUUCAGCCCAACAUGUACAACCAGCCGGCUUGGAAGCGUGCUCUGCACUCCACGGCGAACAGGUGAGCACCCGUCACCCAAUCCAUUUCUGACUUCAAUUGCUGACCACUUGCCACAGCUACGCCCCUCGUUCCAUGACUGGAGGUCUCGAUCGGAUGGGUAAGGGGG
Colletotrichum godetiae is the source of this 504-nucleotide messenger RNA. RefSeq lists its product as uncharacterized. The record is from RefSeq and is a predicted model, not a curated record. Bases 34 to 402 code for a protein of 122 amino acids. NCBI's taxonomy places the organism in Eukaryota, Fungi, Ascomycota, Sordariomycetes, Glomerellales, Glomerellaceae. The transcript has a single exon.